AUGACGUGGCAGAAGACGGAGGAUCUGGAGAUUCAGUCGCUCCGAAAUGUGACUUUAAUUUCUAUUGGAAUCACUGUUACAGUACUUUUACUCGGUCUAGUUGGAAGCAUUAUUAUUUUCUCGAAAACUUACGCUUUUCAGACCGAACUAGAAUACGAGCUCAAAUACUGCGUCUCAAAAUCUCAUGACCUGUGGGAUAAACUGACUCAGUUAGAAAUCACAAAAGGUGUCAAAACCAGAAGAAAGAGACAAUUUUUUUUGGAUUACUGUAACGAUGUAUCAAAUUGUGGAGGACCAUCGAACUGUGGACAAGAUUCUGGAUGUACAGUACACGCAGUGCAUUCGAAUAGUUGUGGAGAUAAUAAUGGAUGCUCUCAACCCGUUCAGCCGGUUCAACCUGUUAUAGUUCAACAAAUUAGGCAAGAGAAUAUCUGUAUCUUCGGACCACCCGGUCCUCCUGGAUUCCCUGGUCCUGAUGGUUUGGAUGGAGAAGAUGGUUCUGAAGGAUAUCCAGGAACUCCCGGUUCAAACGUCCCUGAACCAGUUCUUCCUGAAAUUGAUGACUUUUGCUUCGACUGCCCACCUGCAAAGAGGGGGCCACCUGGGCAACAGGGACCAAAGGGUCUUCGUGGACCGCCGGGGCCGAUUGGAACCUCAGAUUACUAUGUGACUGCAGGUCCACCAGGUCCUCCGGGUCCUCCUGGACCACCUGGAGAUCCGGGAACUCCUGGGUCAAGAGGACCUCCUGGUGAUCCUGGAGUAUCAAUUAAAGGACAUCAGACUGUAGAAGGACCGAGAGGAGCACCGGGCCCCCCUGGUGCAAUAGGGAUUCCUGGACCACAAGGAGCUGAAGGAAUUGCACGUCACGGAUCAGUGGGUCCACCAGGAAAUCGAGGAGCAAACGGUGCGAAGGGGAAAACUGGUUCAAGAGGUUCCCCUGGGUCAAUGGGACCACCUGGACCAUCUGGUGGAUGCUCUGCUUGCCCCAUUCCACGUGUUUCACCUGGUUAUUAA
Molecule: messenger RNA, 1014 nt
Organism: Caenorhabditis remanei
Lineage: Eukaryota; Metazoa; Nematoda; Chromadorea; Rhabditida; Rhabditidae
Exons: 5
Coding region: 1-1014 (337 amino acids)
Molecular function (GO): structural constituent of cuticle
Source: RefSeq, a predicted model, not a curated record